Molecule: messenger RNA, 7199 nt
Organism: Toxorhynchites rutilus septentrionalis
Lineage: Eukaryota; Metazoa; Arthropoda; Insecta; Diptera; Culicidae
Gene: arr
Product: low-density lipoprotein receptor-related protein 6
Exons: 6
Coding region: 1019-6121 (1700 amino acids)
Molecular function (GO): protein binding
Source: RefSeq, a predicted model, not a curated record
UGAGCCGUGGUGCUAGUCGCACGUCCGUUCUGCGUUGCUCCGCGUGUUUAUUUUUCUCAGUGUUCAGUUUCAUUUGCCAUUCAGUGAUGUGACGCUCCUUCGUGGUGUGUAGCAGCGGACAGUAGUGCGUAGGAGAACAUAAAUAAGUUCUGUGUGGAAUGAAUAAACAGCAUGAGAGCAGCAAGUCGAGUGGUACGCGUUUAAGCCGAAAGUGACGACACGGCGACGGUGGUGGUGGUGUUAGUGUAAAGGAACGCACGGACUGAAGUGCCUCCACACUACAAUAAUAAGCGUAAUCUCGACAAAUGUGGGAUCCCGGUCUGUAGUGACUGAAACGUUCGAUGGAAACCGUAUAUGUGUGUUAUGAUGGCAGCCAGUUCAGAAAUUGUGAGCUACAAAUUGAUCCCAAGUGACGGGGUUCUAGCGGAAGGCUAGUUUAAUGGAAACGCUGUGAUGUUUGGAAAAGUGUUGGAAGUGUGGAAACGAGUGCUCAAAGUGACCUAAACCAUCUGUGGUUUCGAGGAAUCUUGCCGUUUUUUACUUGUUCGGAUGCUCAUCGCUGCAUCAACACUAGGUCCCAAAGUGCGUCGGUGUUCGUAAACCCCAUAACAACCCGCAGCGAGAGAGCGAACAGACCGAACGGACCGAGAGAAGGAUCUCCGGCUGUGUUUGUGAAUGUUCUGAAGUUGCGAGAUCUACAGAUCAGGCAGCAUCAGCAUUCAUCCCCGUGCUCAACAUACGCAUCGGAUCUCCGACCAUAACGACGGCGUGUGAUGAUCAUCCGCAUACAUUUUGGUGCUUGCAAGAGAAGAGUGUUUUCAGUUUUGACAAGUGAGCAUCGUCUGCACUGCCUUUGGGCAGAUGAGAGCAGCUAAGUGAUAUCGGAAAAGUGAAAGAAGAAAUAAUUGAAUACGAAUCGGAUAAGUGUUCUCAGAAGCGCUGACAUCUCUGUGGCCGGAAUUCAUAGGUUCUCGGAAUAGCGAGGAAUCUACGUGCGUGUGAUGUGUUAUGUUGCUGUAUGAUCAGGUGGUGCAGUGUUGAGAAUGACGAGAUGGCCUACGGGUCGAAGAUUUCGCGUUUGUCGCGAGCUAUCAUCCGCCAACGUCCGCGCGAAAGGAUCGCGAAACAUCCACCCAUCGCAGCCGGAAGCCGGCACUGGAUCCUGAUACUUGCGCUGGUACUGUUGGGAGGAUUGCCGUUGCAGCAAAAUGUUUUAUGCUUGGCCAGCGGCAUCGCGAACCAGUUGCUCUACACCACAUACAUCGACAUUCGGUUGGCGAAUGUUAGCAUCCAGCAGAACAUCACCUGCUCGGUGGAGAUUCUGGUCAAGGAUCUGAACGAGGCGUCCGCGAUGGACUUCUACCACGCGCGGGGACUGGUUUGCUUCACCGAACACAACUCGGAAACGAUCCAGUGCGCCCAGAUGGUGAGGGACGGUGGCGCCGGCGGCGGCAGCGGUGGCCUUGGAUCCCUGCAGGUCACCAACAAAACAGCUGUGAUAACCAGCGGGUUGGAUAAGCCCGAGGGCCUAGCGAUAGAUUGGUACACCGAUAAGCUGUACUGGACCGACGGUGAGACGAACCGGAUUGAGGUGGCGACACUUGACGGCCGGUUCCAGAAGGUUCUCGUCUGGAGCGAUCUGGAUCAGCCGCGUGCUAUAGCACUUGUGCCAGCGCAAAAGCUCAUGAUCUGGACGGAUUGGGGCGAGAGUCCGAAGAUUGAACGAGCCAGCAUGGACGGUGAUCCGAACUCGCGGACGGUACUGGUGCAUGAGCGCAUUUUUUGGCCCAAUGGCUUGGCGGUUGACCUGGAAAAAGAAUUGAUCUACUGGGUGGAUGGAAAUCUGCACUUUCUUGACGUCAUGAAUCUGGAUGGAAGCGACCGGCGAACGCUGGUGAAUAAUCUCGAGUACCCUUAUAGUUUAACCUUCGCACCGAACGUUCUCUACUGGACGGACUGGCAGGAUGGUACGCUCCAUUACUACAACAUUGCCACCGAAAAACAUGAGGAAAUUCUUGACAGUCCGGUCGUUCCGAUAACCGUCCACGUAUGGGACGCACGCCUCCAACCGGUAGCGGACAAUCCAUGUCGGCACGAUAACGGAAACUGCUCUCAUCUUUGCUUGCUGUCCACGAACGAGGCCGGUUACAGUUGCGCCUGUCCCACAGGAGUUAAACUGUUAACACCUACCCAGUGUGCCGAAGGACCCCAGGAUAUGCUGUUCGUCGUACAGCGAACCCAGAUUAGCCGGAUAUCGUUGGACUCGCCGGAUUACACCAGCAUCCAGCUGCAGCUCGGGAAGGUACGGUACGCGAUCGCCAUCGAUUACGAUCCGGUGGAGAACUACAUCUACUGGUCGGACGAGGGUUCCAACGCGAUCAAGAAGGUUCACCCGGAUGGGACCGGUAUGGUCGAGGUGGUCAACACCGAGGUUCAAAGUCCGGAUGGACUGGCGAUCGAUUGGUUGGCACGCAAUCUCUACUGGACCGAUACGGGCACGGACAGGAUUCAGGUUUGUCGACUGGAUGGGUCGUUCAGAAGGGUACUUAUUUACGAAAACCUGGAGGAACCACGAGCGAUCGCGUUGGCACCGACGAUUGGGUGGAUGUUUUGGAGCGAUUGGAGUGAGAAAGAUCCCAAACUGGAACGAUCUUCGUUGGAUGGGACGGAGCGGGUGCUGAUUGUACAGCAGAAUUUGGGGUGGCCCAACGGAAUCGCUCUGGACGUCGACACCCGCAAAGUUUACUGGUGCGAUGCAAAGAUGGACCGGAUAGAGGUAGCCAACAUGGAUGGAUCCGGAAGGAAUGUAAUCCUAUCGGAUAACCUGCCACACGCUUUCGGGCUGAGUUUGCUAGGUGAUUACCUCUACUGGACGGAUUGGCAGCGGAGAUCAAUCGAUCGGGCGAACAAGCUGAACGGCAACGAUCGCACCGUUAUCGUUGAAGCAUUUCCCGAUUUGAUGGGCUUGAAGGUGGCUAAGUUGAGCGAUGUGAAAGGAACGAACCCUUGCGCGGUCAAAAAUGGAGGCUGUUCGCAGCUGUGCCUGAACCGACCGAAAGAUUACGUCUGCCGGUGCCACAUCGAUUACGAGCUGGACCGUGACAAUCAAACCUGCUUCGUCCCUUCAGCAUUUCUAAUGUUCUCUAGACACGAUACAGGCAGUAUCGGGCGAAUAUCUAUCGAUAGUCACACCCACACCGAUUAUGCCCCCUUUCGGGGCGUUGUGGACGCCCACUAUCUGGAUGUAGAUAUUACCGAUCGAAGAAUCUACUGGGCUAGCCAAAAGCAGAAGCAUAUCUCCCGAGCCUAUAUAAACGGAUCCAACGUUGAAAGGAUUGUGGAAUCGGGGUUGAUACAACCCGAGGGAAUCGCGGUAGACUGGCUCGCUCACAACAUCUACUGGACGGAUGCGGAAGCACGUCGAAUUGAGGUUGCGCGGUUGGACGGGAGCAGUCGCCGUAUCCUAAUCUGGAAGGGAAUCGAAGAACCGAGGAACUUGAUUCUUGAACCACGUCGGGGUCUCAUGUACUGGGCGGAGUGGCCCUCGGACUCGAUCCGUCGAGCAAUCAUGGACGGGAGUGAGCUCAAAACGAUAAUCUCUGGAGCUAAUUUGGCCACUGGACUAACCUUGGACCCGGACACUCGCCGCCUCUAUUGGGCCAGUCAAAGUUCGCCAACGGCGAUCGAAUCGGCCGAGUGGGAUGGUAGCAAACGCAAGGUCCUGAUAACGGCCGAAAGUGACAACCAGUUCGUUCCGCACGCGGUUACCCUCUACAAAGACUACGUCUACUGGAGUGAUUGGAACACGGGCGAGAUCGAGCGCGCUAAUAAAACGAGCGGUGACAAUCGUACCAUCGUUCACACCAACCUGAAGUACACGAAUUCUCUGCUGGCGUUCCACCCCUUUCGCCAGUCCGGAUCGAAUCAGUGUCGCACGAACAAUGGCGGAUGUUCGCAUCUCUGUCUGGCUCUCGGACAGCGCAAGAUGACCUGCGCGUGUCCAACUCAUUACACGCUCAACCAGAACCGAGUGUCAUGUAGUCCCCCGAAAAACUACCUUAUCUUCAGCCAACGAAACUCGUUCGGGCGGUUUAUGCCAAACACGACCGACUCGCCGGACGUUCCGCUUCCGGUGACUGGGAAGAAUAUACGGGCUGUGGAGUAUGAUGUUCUAACGCGAUACGUUUACUGGAUCGACGGACGAGGACCCAUCAUCCGGCGGGCGUUCGACAACGGAACCAACUCCAAGGUGUUCAUCGAUCCUGCCUCCUCUCCGUUCGAUAUGGUAAUCGAUCCGAUAGGGAGGCUCCUGUUUUGGAGCUGCUCGCACACCAACACCAUCAAUAUCACAACCUUGGAUGGCGAAGUGGAACGUAUCGGCAACGUGGACAUAGGCAACUCGGAGAAACCCCGCAGUCUGGUGCUGCAUCCCACCAGGCGCUAUCUCUACUGGACCGACGUCGGUACGGCACAGUCCAUCACCCGGGCCAAGUUGGAUGGCUCGCAGCGGAAGGAGCUGGUUUCGAAGCUGGAAGGCAUCACGGCGCUUGCGCUGGAUCCGCAGCUGAACCGGUUGUUUUAUGCGCACGGCAAGCGGAUCGAUAUGAUGGAUAUCGAGGGGAAGGAAAUCAAAACCCUAGUAGCGGAACACAUCAGCUUGGUAUCGUCGAUUGCUGCCUUGAACGGCUAUGUCUACUGGUUGGAUGAGCGCCCGGGAAUGGAGCGGAUAUCGGUCCAGGGUGAGUACCGGCGAACGGAGAUCCAGAAAAUCCCCCACAUCACCGAUAUCGUGGCCGUGUGGAUGCCGGAACCAAGAACGCUCCGGAAUCACACGUGUAACUCGGCCCGUGCCAAGUGUAGCCACAUCUGCAUCGGAUCGCCAGAUGACUCGAAGGGUGACGAUGUUUGUGCCUGUCCGAAGGGGUUGAUGUUGAUGAAGGACCGGAGAAGCUGUGGAGCCCUACCGGUUUGUGGUCCGGAUCAUUUCACGUGUGCGGUGACAUUCUCCAGCAACGGGAUAGACGGUGACAACAAUAAGGACUGUAUUCCGGUUUCGUGGCGUUGCGACGGCCAGAAGGAUUGUCCGGAUCGAUCGGAUGAGCUGGAUUGUCCUGCCUGUCGGGCGGAUCAGUUUAAGUGCCAGUCGGGUGAGUGUAUCGAUAAGCAUUUGGUCUGUGAUGGGACGACCCAGUGUUUGGAUGGUUACGAUGAGGCGGUUUGCUGUAAGAAUCCCGAAGACUUUCAGUGUCCCACGAGUAAAGUUUGUAUAUCGUACCACAAUGUGUGCGAUGGUGAUGAGCACUGUGCCAACGGAGAAGACGAAGCACCCGAUAUCUGCGCAGAGUACAAUAACAAACGGAUGGCUCCAAGUGGCAGUAAAAUUACGAUGCUGAUCGUGGUUGUUAUUGCGGUUGCCGUCGUAUUCAUCGUUGUGUAUCUGCUGCAGACCUGUCGGUCUAGGUUCGUUGCAGGGUCAACAGAACCAAAGGAGGAUCAGGCGGCAGCACCGCUGUCUCCAGGCAUCAACAAAAACAUUCGCGUCUCCAAGUUAACCUCGGUAGCGGAGGCGGUUCGAAUGUCCACACUGAACAGUCGCAACAGCACGAACAGUUACGACCGGAACCACAUUACCGGAGCCUCAAGUUCCACCACCAAUGGAAGUAGUCUCAUCGACUACCCGUUGAAUCCACCACCCUCCCCAGCCACGACUGCCGUUUCGGGAAGGUACUCCUCAAAGUCCCAUCCCUAUAGAAACUACAAGUUCAUAAAUCAACCCCCGCCUCCGACGCCCUGCUCGACUGACGUUUGUGACGACAGCGAUUCCAACUACACCAGCAAAAGUGCCCGCAGCCGGGAGCGGGUCAAUGGUCUUCCCGGCGGUGGCGGAAGCACUAUGAGUGGCGGCCGGGGUGGUGCCAAUGCCAAAUACAAAAACAGUGACCGGUACGAUUCCGAGCCGUAUCCGCCGCCACCAACGCCUCGCUCCCACUAUCACAGUGAUGUGGGCGGUAUGCUGCCCGAGAGCUGUCCACCUUCGCCGAGUUCGCGAAGUUCGACAUACUUUUCGCCCCUUCCUCCACCGCCAUCGCCUGUUCCAUCGCCUUCGAGGGGAUACUCAUAGCGGUAGGCUCGGGUAGGCGCUCGGGGCGUCAUUUGUAGCUCGCUAGGGUCGAACGGUGCGAAACGCUGUGUUCGUGUUGUUUAAUUUCUGGCUAUUUUUGUUAUAGCGAAUGGAUGAUUUAGAUAGGAUUAAUGUAGUACCGAACGAAUUAAUGUGUAAAUAUUUAUUUUCAUCUGAUCGCGCUUUAGAAUUUUGCUAGCAAUAUUAGACCGUAAGGGAAUCCAGAAUUGAAUGCAAGAUGUUUUUGAGGGCAGCUCCCAACACAUUGUGUGUGUGUGUGGUUACAAAGUCGUAUCUCCCGUCUUCCAGGAACCAGAAAAAUAAACAAAACAAAAUAUUAAGCAACAAAAAUAUAAAUUUCAAGCAACCAAGUGCCUAAUCGAAACGAAACGAAACAGAAAAUAACGAGUUAUGGAGUGAAAGAAGCGCGUAUCACGCUUGCUGAUAGCUUUAAAAAAGUUGACAGAGUUUAUUAUUGAUAAAUCUAACGCAGUGAGAGUGUGUAUUGUAAAUAUCUUCCGAAAAGCAUCAUGAUUUCAGAGAGUCCCUCACAGCCAAAAUAAAACUUAAGAUCAUCGUUUGAGGUUAGAAGACACACAGAAGAAGAGAGCACAUUUCCGAUUUUUCCUAAGUUAUCAAUGAGAUUAUUCCUCGCAAUAAUAGUUUUUGUGUAUUCGGUGGUGUCGUUGUGCGUAAAGAUUUCUUCAUCCCUAUUAUAUUGGUGAAAAAUUUGGGAACACGAAAAUUGUGCCGCAGAAAAUGCACUAGAAGGAAAUGUGCUCAAAAGACUGACUUAUGAAUGUGUAUAGUAUGCAUAUGAACAAAUUAAAUAUAUUUAAAAACCAUUUCAUGCUGACCAGUGUAUGCGAUGGUAAUCGGUAAUCGGUAAUGAAUUAGAGAGACUUUACUGUUAGUGUGAAAACAUAUUGGCGAUGAAAUUAUACACCGCCAAAAUAAAUUGCCUCUUGUCACGAGCUUAAAGAUAGCUUUUAAGAAUUCAUAUUUAAGGUGAGUUAUAGAGACAGAAAAAGCUAUAGUUUUUAAAUUGUUGUACAAAAUUAUACAAAGCUAUUUCCAA